UCUCUCCCCUCUCAUCUCACAGUCCACCUUUGAUUCGAUGCUUUCUCCACCAAGCUUCAACAUCAGAAUUUUGCUUUGAAUUUGUCCCCCCAAAAAAAAAAAAAAAAUCGUUUCACGACCUUUCUUGACUCUUUCUCAGUUGUCCUCAAGGGAGCCGUUUUCGUCGCCCGCAAUUAAAGUUCAUGGCUUUUUCAGCCACGAAAUUUAAAAAAAGUUUUGUUUUCUUGUAAUUCAUUUGAAAGUUGAAACUCUCUUUUCCGUUAGGGUUUUGCAUCAUAGAAGCAGCGCAUUAAAUUCCCCGUAGUCAAUUUCACCAAGCGAAAUUUUCGAGCUUAGAGUAGUUACUCUUUGGCCAUAUAUUUUUUUCAAUAUUUUGUGUGCAGCCUGGAAUUUGAACUUCACAUUCAAGCAUUGACUUCAAAGUUCAGGAAGAGAGAAUUUCUUGCGAUGUCGGGCCCACCCAGAGUUCGAUCCAUGAAUGUUGCUGAUUCCGACUCCCGGCCGGUGCUUGUUCCCGCCGGCAACAAAGCUCGGACUACCGACGGACGGAAACCUGCUUCAAAACCUGUCAAGAAACCGGAGCAGGCGGUUCUAGAACCUGAGGCCAAGGAGAAGAAGCCAGCUGUGAAUUCAAAUCCGCUAUGCGUUUCAGUACCGACGAUUUUGAAGCGGCAGGAUCAUCAUCAGGCCGUACUCAGUUUGUCAAUGAACGCUUCUUGCUCAUCUGAUGCUUCGUCAACGGAUUCUUCAACUCACAGUCGAGCGUCGUCAAGCGGGAAGGUGGUGCGGCGUACAAGUGAGCCAUUGAAGAAGAAGAACUCUGGUCCGAAGUCGGAGAGGCGUGAAAAGGUUGGAACAGAUAAUGUGGCUGUUCCUGAUAACUUACCGGCAGAUUCAACUGAUAGUUCGGAGGGCAAGAAAAGGUGUGCUUGGGUUACACCUAAUACAGAACCAAAUUAUGUUGCUUUCCAUGAUGAAGAGUGGGGAGUUGCUGUCCAUGAUGACAAGAAAUUGUUUGAGUUGCUCAGCUUCUCUGGAGCCUUGGCUGAACUCACAUGGCCCGCCAUCCUUAGCAAAAGGCGAUUAUUUCGUGAAGUCUUUUUGGAAUUCGAUCCAAGUGCUGUUUCCCGAAUGAACGAGAAAAAGAUAACCGCACCGGGAAGCCCUGCCACAUCUUUGCUUUCAGAACUCAGGGUACGAGCCAUAGUUGAAAACGCACGUUUGAUAUGUAAGGUGAUUGACGAGUUUGGCUCCUUUGACAAGUUCAUCUGGAACUUUGUGAACCAUAAGCCAAUAGUUAGUCAAUUCCGAUACGCACGGCAGGUACCCGUCAAAUCUCCAAAGGCAGAAUUCAUAAGCAAAGACCUUGUGAAGAGAGGGUUCAGGAGUGUGGGACCAACGGUCAUCUACACGUUCAUGCAAGUGGCUGGGCUAACAAAUGACCACCUUAUCAGUUGCUUCAGAUUCAAAGAAUGUACAGCCACCGAAGCAACAGCACAUAAAGACGGCUCCCUCAUCGCAUCUAAGGUCAAUGACAAAACAAACGAGGAUCCCACGGAGGCUUUGCUUGUGGCAACGGAGUGUACAAAUCCAUACAGAAAUAGCUAGAAAGAACCUGUAUCUGAAAAGCGCAAUGACUCCGGCAAUUCAAGUUCUUGUGUAUUAAUUAAAAAAUUACUGAAGUGGAUUAUUUAUUCUCCUCUGUCUA
This is a messenger RNA of Neltuma alba, 1708 nucleotides long. RefSeq names its product probable GMP synthase [glutamine-hydrolyzing]. Lineage: Eukaryota; Viridiplantae; Streptophyta; Magnoliopsida; Fabales; Fabaceae. The transcript is spliced from 6 exons. Bases 448 to 1608 code for a protein of 386 amino acids. Gene Ontology annotation, molecular function: DNA-3-methyladenine glycosylase activity. The record is from RefSeq and is a predicted model, not a curated record. Gene Ontology annotation, biological process: base-excision repair.